AUGGGGCUCUCGUAUAACGUCUACCUGAACAGCCACAAGAUCUACGGCUGCAAGAACUGCAAGGCGCAUCUCUCGAACCAUGAAGACAUCAUAAGUCGAAAUUUCCGGGGCCAACAUGGGAAGGCGUAUCUCUUCAACAACGUCGUCAACGUUACGGCGGGCGAUGCCAGCGAGCGUAAUAUGACCACAGGCAGACACAUCGUGCGAGAUAUUGCCUGCCGACAGUGCAACGAGACGGUAGGCUGGAAGUAUGAUAAGGCAUUUGAGGCGAGCGAGAAGUACAAGGAAGGAAAGUACAUCUUGGAGGCCGAGUUACUUUGCAAUGUGACAUGA
Messenger RNA from Hyaloscypha bicolor E, 333 nucleotides. Its product is annotated as putative proteim yippee-like 3. NCBI's taxonomy places the organism in Eukaryota, Fungi, Ascomycota, Leotiomycetes, Helotiales, Hyaloscyphaceae. The coding region runs from base 1 to 333 and encodes 110 amino acids. Gene Ontology annotation, cellular component: ubiquitin ligase complex. The transcript has 2 exons. The record is from RefSeq and is a predicted model, not a curated record.